UAUAUCACUGUCUCCUCCUCCCGGAUUUUAAUCACCACCAGCAUUGCCAAUUUGUUCUCUCUAAAUUCUCCAUCUCAGUUAGAAAAUUAGGACGAGGCAGAAACAGAAACUCCUUCCUUUUGUUUAUAACCAAAGACCCCCAAAACCUGUUGGUUCGUUUUGACCAUGGAUUUAUCUACCAUGGGAGACACCACUCUGAGCUUUUAAGGUUUAUUUGAAGAUUUUAAUGAAAUCGGUAAAAUGAGAAAGCCACUCAAGGAGGAGUGUUUUUCACCAAUGGUUUUAUCAGCUCCAACAGUGGCAAGCAGUGAAGUGGUGCUUUCCCCCACUGUAAGGUGGUAUGGAACUUUGGAUGUAUCACACUUGAUGUGCGGCACUAAAGAAAGCAAGAAACUGCAGCAUCCAUCUGCCUUGGCCAUGUUUGAGCAAAUCAUUGGAGCUUCCCAAGGCAAGCAAAUAGUCAUGUUUCUUGACUACGAUGGCACUCUUUCGCCCAUAGUCGAAGACCCAGAUCGAGCUUUCAUGUCUGAUUCUAUGAGGAAGACGGUGAAAAAUCUUGCUAGUGAGUGGAAGAUGCAGAGACAAGGUUUGAGGAUUUUAAUGAAAUCGGUAGAAUGAGAAAGCCACUCAAGGAGGGUUGUUUUCAGUAAUGGUUUCAUCACCUCCUACCUCCUAGAGUGGGGAUAGGAAUAAUCGAGCUAUUGGACAAAUUGGUAGCCUCUGUUUUUGCCUUUUGUUCCCCACUCUUCGGCCAGAUCCAGAAGCUCCUCCAAGACCAUGCCCGAAACCUCGGCCCAAAUUAACCCACUUCGACCUCCUCCUUCACCUGGCAACGGUCAGAUCAGGCCCAGUUCCUCCACCUCAGUGCCCAAUACCUUGGCCUCCGCCUCGGCCCCGGCCAAGACCAGAUUGGCCCUUUCCCUGCCCGGGACGAAGAUGCUUCGCCACUUUCAUCUUGGGAGACUUUGUCACCAUUUUCAUGUUAUUGGGUCCGGCCAUUUUAUCUGUUUGGUACCUCUUCCUUCUCUGAGAUCUGAGAUUUAGGUUUUGUAGCUGUAAUGAUACUGCCGACCCUAUAUAUAUUUGUAUUUCCGUCCAAACCCUCAAUCUAUAACGUCCACAUUACCAGAAAACUGUAGAAGUAACAAAACGAGUCAUAACAACAAGUCUAGGCCGACUAGAUAAGACUCCCCAAAACAUGAUCAUUCCUUAAACACAAAAUAUUAAAUCAGGAAAUUCCAGUCCCACCCACACCAGUAAUCUCAUCUUCACUCUAUUAUCCUCCUACAAAUAGGUAAAGCUUCUCUCUAGAUUGAUUUGCCGUAUUCUUGGUUUAUGAAAGAAGCCAAAUACUUGAUGAAGGUCUUGGCCUUGUCAGAAUUGGGAUUGAAGAUAUGGAACACGUACAUGGUCUUCCCCUUGUUUCAAUCAACUCUUUGCUUCCUGCCCAGUUUCUGUUCACCAAUGCGUCAUAAUAAAAGCUAGCCUCCCUCUGUCCCUCAAUAUGUCAUUUGCUUCUCUUUCUGGCUAUGUCGUUUUUCUUGUCUUGCUUUUGAGUCUCUGUUCGUAAAUCAGACAUUGUGGUCUUUGGCAUUUGAUGAAUGCUAACUUUUGUAUUUGGGGUUAAACGAGAGCAAAACUUCAUAUUAUCUUCGACUCUGAAGAGUAAUAACAUUUGAAUUUGGACGUUAUACUAUUAAUACAUGAGUGAUUAUGUUGAACUCGUUAAAAUUAUUUACUGGACUGUAGAUCAUAACCCAAAUUUAAUUUUUCUAGUGUUAAAUUAAUCAAUAGAUGUGGGAAAUAGCUCAGU
This is a messenger RNA of Rosa chinensis, 1813 nucleotides long. Its product is annotated as probable trehalose-phosphate phosphatase H. Lineage: Eukaryota; Viridiplantae; Streptophyta; Magnoliopsida; Rosales; Rosaceae. The coding region runs from base 241 to 618 and encodes 125 amino acids. Gene Ontology annotation, molecular function: trehalose-phosphatase activity. Gene Ontology annotation, biological process: trehalose biosynthetic process. The record is from RefSeq and is a predicted model, not a curated record. The transcript is spliced from 7 exons.